Messenger RNA from Cataglyphis hispanica, 2589 nucleotides. RefSeq names its product 43 kDa receptor-associated protein of the synapse homolog. Lineage: Eukaryota; Metazoa; Arthropoda; Insecta; Hymenoptera; Formicidae. Gene Ontology annotation, cellular component: synapse. Gene Ontology annotation, molecular function: protein-membrane adaptor activity; acetylcholine receptor binding. The record is from RefSeq and is a predicted model, not a curated record. Gene Ontology annotation, biological process: chemical synaptic transmission.
CUGCAGAAUUAUUUUUUUUUUCGAUCGAGGUGUGUGUGUGUGUCAUCCCUCUCAACAUUAGCGAAUAAGCGUAUCGAGUCUGUCCAAAUUCCCCAUUGGGCGAGGAGCCCAAUCCUAUAAAGACGAUCCUAUAAAAUCUACCUCAACGACUAUCGGCACGCGAGAUCAAGUCCCACUUUCGAGCAUAUAAUUAUCUUGGACAAGAAAUAAUCGACGAACACAAUCACUCUUGCAAAAUCACUCGUCCAACUGAAAGUCCUUAGAACUUAAAAAUCCUCCCUUCGAGAUUCUUGCUACUUUUCGCAUUCUAUCUCUUUAUACGCGCGAGUCGCGUCGCAUAAAUCGCAACUUUGUCGCCGUUUCGUCGUCGUUUUACUCUCCGUAAUUUUCGCGUCCUUCAUAUUCCUUUCGCGGAGAGGCAUGAGGGAAGAGGCGCCGGAUAAAUUCCUAAGAUAAUCGUUACAAGCGUCCUCCAGCGUGCAGAAUCGUUUCCUUUGAUCAUAAAUUCGGUAAAGUACGCGCGAUAAAGACAAUCGUAACAUCGCAGUAUCAAAGUAUCUGGUCCUCGGGAUCGAUUGAAUGCGGACGGGGUGUCAAAUCGGGCUGUCAAGUCGGCGCACGUUGUACCGUCGUCGUGCCGUCAUCCGUAAAGCAAGGUGGUGAUAUGCUCCAUCUCACGCGGGUGCGCGUAAGGGAUAAUGCUGGCGGCGAGAGAUGAGAUGAUAGACCGUCAAGAAGAGAAAGAGAGAAGAAACAGUUGCACCGCGGGACGGAGAGGAGAAGCCACCGCGCCAAGAAAGACGCACAGCCAUGUCAUGGGAGUCUAUCUCGUCCAGGGAUUACCUCGGCGGAUCAGCGAGCCAUCAGCUCUCGGCGACCGCGCUGCUGGGUAGCCCUGAUGGAUCGAGACAUCCACUCGACGUCUGCGAGUUCACCGAAGAGGAUUACCGGCACCAAAAUGGCAAUGGUAGUAACAGCCAUUACCAAAAUGGUAGAUCGGGCGUUGGUAUAUGGGAGUGUCUCAUAAGUUGCAGAAGACGGCUUGAUCAACAAUUAGCUCGAAGGAGGGUGGAGCAAGGUUUGAAAUUGUACCGGGCUCAUAAACAGCAGGCCGCGGUCAGGAAAUGGAGGGGCGCCCUGAAGAGCAUCAGACAUCGCGAAGAUAAAUUCGCUCUCCUCGGAUAUCUGUAUCAGGCGUAUAUGGAUUGGGGCAAAUACAGGGAUAGCAUUGAAUUCGGGAACAAGCAAUUAUGCAUCUCGGAGGAGCUGGAUUCACCGAACAUGCGGGCAGAAGCAUAUUUGAAUUUGGCCAGGGCACACGAGAGAUUGGGCGCUCUUGACAGAGCGUUAGAUUACGCCCGGCACAGCUUGUAUAACGAGUGCGAUCAGUGCGCUACUGCUGGAUUAGUUCACUUAACCGUAGGCAGAGUCCACUUGGAGCUAGCGGGAUUCUGUAAAGCCCUGGAAGCGUUUCAAAGAGCCCACAAAAUCGCCCACUCCAUUCAAGAUCCCUCCUUAGAGCUCCAGGUGUACGUCGGCCUGUCAGAACUCUUUUGCAGAUUACAGGACGCGGACAAGAGCGCGAGAUACGCGCGAGCUUACGAUCUCUCGAGAAGUUUACAGCUGGGAGAUCUGAAUUCGCGUCAUCACCGAGCAGCAUUAUUACAAAUGGCCGCGGCGCUUAGAAAAAAAGGAGAGUUGGGCGACGCUCAUGAUUACUGCUCGGAAGCGACGAGGCUGUCGUUAGUUUCUGGCGAUCAAGCCAGUUACGCCCGCAGCAUCCGUAUUAUGGGAGACAUUUACAGAAAGAAAUCCGAUAUAAAUAAAGCAUUCCGACAAUACGAGAGCGCGAUGGGUUCGGCGGCAGCGACUGGCGAUCGGCUGUGCCAAAUGGAAGCGAUGGACGGUGCGGCGAGAUGCCUAGAGGCUCUCAGGCUUCAACACAAGAUAUGCAACUGCCGGCCCCUCGAGUUCAAUACCAGACUCCUGGAAGUGGCAGGAUCAGUCGGCGCCAAGCUCUUGGUACGAACAGUCAGAUCCAGAUUAUCGCGUAUUUACGGGUCUUUGGGAGAUGAAGAACAGAAAGGGCAUCACGAGAGAUUAGCGAUCGCGAUGGAGGAAGAUCUGGAGUUGCGAUGCGGAAGUUGUAACGAGCCCUUUGGUUUGGAAGCCGAUUCCCUGGAGGCAUUACCCUGCUCUCAUAUAUUACACGCUCGAUGCGCGUACGACAUUCUGAAGAGACGCGACAAGAAGAAAAAGCGUUUAUGUCCCGACUGCCACAAAUCUGUCAGUUCACGGCUGUACCUGCAUUGCGAGGAUCCACACGGCAUGAAUACGUUAAAUCAUAGUUCCUUGAGCCUGGCGUCGUUGAGGGCCAGCAGCCUAGCAACACUUGAGGACUGUCACGCGACGAGUAGCGUUUAAAAAAAAAAAAAAAAACACAAUGGGAUUUUUCAUUUAUUUUAAUGCGUUGGUAUCCGCAUGCGAUUAGAAAUAAUUUUAAGAAUUAUAAUUCGGCAGGUAAAAAAAGUCAACGGAAAGUAGUACGAUGCAAAAAGAUUUAAUGGCAAUAAAAAGUGCACGCCUCGA